Molecule: messenger RNA, 2413 nt
Organism: Lineus longissimus
Lineage: Eukaryota; Metazoa; Nemertea; Pilidiophora; Heteronemertea; Lineidae
Product: histidine N-acetyltransferase-like
Exons: 3
Coding region: 177-1160 (327 amino acids)
Source: RefSeq, a predicted model, not a curated record
AAUAGGCCUACUCUAUCAUACGUCUAACGUUUGACCUACUUUAUUUUCUCGUCUGGACUGCAGGAGAGAGGUCGACAUUUUGACACGGGAAAGAGAACGAGGUUUGAUUUCGAAGACGGAUAUCGCGUGGCCUGCAAGCGACAUUAUUUCUAUCUCGAAUUUGUUCGUUAUUCAAAAUGGCCGACAGGAAGCCAACUCUCGUUGUCCGACACGGCCAGCUUGAAGACAGACAGGCCGUUCUGGACAUAGACACAGAUAUAUAUGAAGGGCUGGACUACCUUUCUGCCAGAUACGAUGUCUUCUGCAAGGAUCCACGGAGAAUCAACUACAUUUUGGAAGCAGACGGGCUGCCGGUUGCCUAUUUCGUGGCCACCGUUGUUGAUGACGGUGAUGGUGCGAUCUUCCAAGCAGCCCGGACUCAUCCCGAACACCGACAGCUUGGCUAUUACAACUACCUGAAGAAGGCCGCGGCUGAAGAACUGAAGGUUCUUUACCCGAACAUGAAAGAGGUACUGUAUACCUCAGGCAGCACCAGCCCGAAUAACUCCGGUAUUUACAGCGUGGGUGGUGCAAGAAGGAUACUAACCGCCAAGCCAUUUAGACUGAUCAAUCUGACAGAAAUCGAGGAUCGUCUGAAGUUGAAGGCUGCUUUAGAGAAACAGGACGAUAGAAUCAGCAAUGUGCAGAAAAUAGAAUUCAGCAGAUUGAACGAAUUUCUCAAGAAAGAAGACUUCAGAAAACUUUCGUUUGAGGACAGGCUUCUGAUAGAAUGGGUCCCCUACAAGCUGGACAUACCAUCAAAUUUCUCCUUGUCAAACCGCUUCCCCGAGUUCUUUCUUGUCUCCCACGAUGAUCAGGGCUUGAUAGACGGUGUCAGUUUCCACAGUGUCUUUGAGGAUAAGGACUUAGAAAGACAUGACCUAGAGGCGUAUUGCGACUCUGAAGAUGCACUCUUGAAACACAGCGCUUCAUUUUUACAGAGUGUUCUAGAAAGCGCAACGCGUCGAAAUAUCUACUGCGUAACCUUGUGGCCUAAGAGCUUCGAUAACACUAGCUUCGAAGCUACAUCUGAGAAAACUUUCGACAUUGCGUAUUGUAAAGAGAGAUUGGAUGAUAUUCUUUACAUACCUCUCGUAGCUGACACGGGAUAUUUUCAGUAAAUCCAGUAUUGUUUUAAGAUUAUUCUUGUCAUGGUGGCGAGAAGAUGAAUAAUUUGUUUGUUUACAGUACAUGGAUGUAAUGAUUACAGAAUGCUUUGGAAAAUGCGGAUACAUUGUUCUCAACUGAACCUUCCAAGAGAGGGGUUUGAAAAGGCAGAUUUUUUCUCAUUGAAACAAUGGUCAGAGUUUGACGAGGGUGUUGAGAUUGAUACCGAGGGUUUAAAAUCUAGGAGUGUUGGCCAUCUUUAGAAAACCAAUGCAACAUCGAAUGAGAAAAUUUACGUUUAGGAAGGGUAAUAAAGUGUGAAGCUAUUUUAAGAGAGAUUCUGCUUCCGCUUUUUAAUGUUGCCGAGAACACUGCAGUGAUGUAUGAUAAAAAUCUACGGUUUUACACCUUCCAUACAUAUUGGAAUAUAAACAAAGGUUUUACUCGGCUCUGUUGAACUUGAAAAGGUGUGGAAGGAUUUAUUUUCGGAAAUGUUGCACUUCAUUCAUGUAAAAGGUAUUGUUAGAAAGAGCCCCUUCAAGCAUGACCAAACUAUAAUCAUUCGAUGACAUUGUCCGUACCCGAUUGCAUUCAUUACACCAUUUUGCACGUUAAAUGGCAGCUUAGACAAUUGAGGCCUAGCUCAAUACAAGGUCUAUUGUCUGUAAACAAAACCAGCUCGCACCUUGGUUUAAAUUCCCAUUGUUCUGCUGUCUUAUCAAAGAGUUAUCAGUGCUAAUCUUGAUGACAUCCACCUCACGAAAUUGAUUGGCCUUAAAGUGCCUAGCCACGAACCAAGGGCAAGUAAACAUUAUGUUUAAUUUUUCAAUGGCCUAAAGAUGAAAAAGUCUUUGUUAUAAGUCCUUCAGUGUCAUUAUUCCCGCGAAACUUAUUGACAUGGUCAGAAUAGUUCAUUGAAACUUUUUUUCGAAACCUCUGGGCUGGAAGAUCGAUUGACACGUUUUCUGUGUUCCCCCUGAAAAGUCAUGGUCUCCCCAGCUGUCGAUUGUAUGGAAAUACUUGAUUAUAGGGGACAACCUCAUAUGUUACACCAGCGCUCUUGACCAGCUGAAGCAGCAGUACGAUUCUAUUGUGGCCUUGACCUCUCGCCGAAAUCUCGGUAAAUCAAAAUCUCGUCACGCGAGAUGAUGUGAGAAUGAAACCACAUUUCAAUGAUAACCAAUACGUCGAACGAUUCUUUUUGUUGAGGAGUUAUAAGCGUUAAAUAAUUCUGACGAAAAGGAUUGUUUUUCGCCAAGGCAGAAAG